Messenger RNA from Oncorhynchus keta (chum salmon), 435 nucleotides. Its product is annotated as dual specificity protein phosphatase 12-like. NCBI's taxonomy places the organism in Eukaryota, Metazoa, Chordata, Actinopteri, Salmoniformes, Salmonidae. The transcript is spliced from 3 exons. Gene Ontology annotation, cellular component: nucleus. Gene Ontology annotation, biological process: protein dephosphorylation. Gene Ontology annotation, molecular function: protein tyrosine/serine/threonine phosphatase activity. The record is from RefSeq and is a predicted model, not a curated record. The coding region runs from base 1 to 435 and encodes 144 amino acids.
AUGGGUCAUUUAGGAUGUGUCCAUGCCCUGGACGAGUCCUCCACAGACCUACUCAGCCACCUGGAUGACUGCAUCCUCUUCAUAUGCGAUGCUUGCAAGGCAUCAAAAGCUGUCCUUGUGCAUUGCCAUGUAGGGCAAAGUCAGAGUGCGGCGGUGGUGACUGCUUACUUGGUGAAAUGUCACAAAAUGAAUUUUGGGGAUGCAUACGCCACACUCCAGCAACUUAAACCUGAUGUAAAUGUCUUCAAAGUCUCCCUUGUUUUCUUUCAGCUCUUGUGCCCAAAGUGCACCUCAAAGUUGGGCUCAUUGUACUGGUGUGGGGAACAGUGUUCCUGUAGUCGAUGGGUGACUCCUGCCUUCCUGAUGCAUAAAAACAGAGUGGAUGAAAUUAAACACAUUAGUAUAGCCACCAGAUCCGGCACCAGGAUAAAGUGA